ACCAGACCGUGCGCGCGUGCGUGUGUGUGAGAGAGAGAGGAGUGCUGUGUGUGUGUGUGUGUGUGUGUGUGUGUGUGUGUGUGUGAGUGAGUGAGUGUGUGUGUGUGUGUGUGUGUGUGUGUGUGUGUGUGGCGUCUGUCUGCCUCUCCACAUCUUCACCGAGGCUUAGAGGUGGAUUUUUUUUUCUAAAGCAGGGAUUAUCGCAAUAAGGAGGGUGAAAAGGGGGGAAAACAUGGCAGUUAUUAUAGCACGAGGAAGGUGUGUCAGCGAUUAGCAUCAUCAGUGUCGAGACAAAAAAAAAAUCCAUCUCUUCAUCUUCAUCAUUCCCAUGGGUUGAUCGAUCCUAUGGUAUCGAGAAAAAAAAAGAAAAAAAGACUGCAUUCAUACACACCCUCGGAUUAAAUAUCGGACGAUAUUUUUCCAUUGAAAAAAAAAACAGAAAAGAAAAAAACAAAACCACGACGUUUGGCUUAAAUUUCCGGGUUUCACCGGUAACGAGCUCGAAACCGAAGCCAACUCCUCCCUCUCCUCCCGGUUUUCUCACCUCCUCCCACCCCCAUCCCCCCUCCUCUCUAUGCUCAGCUCGGUGUGCGUGUCGUCGUUCCGAGGGCGCAAGGCGGGCAACCAGUCGUCCAACAAGGCAUGCGGGAGCGCCGACAUGCCGUGCCCGGCGGACAGCGAGCGCAUCGUGAUCAACUGCGGCGGCGUGCGCCACGAGACUUACCGCAGCACGCUGCGCACGCUGCCCGGCACGCGCCUCGCGUGGCUCACCGAGCCCGACGCGCCCAACAACUUCGACUACGAUGCGGCGGCCGACGAGUUCUUCUUCGACCGGCACCCAGCCGUGUUCGCCUUCGUGCUCAACUACUACCGCACCGGUAAGCUGCACUGUCCGGGCGACGUGUGCGGCCCGCUCUUCGAGGAGGAGCUCGCCUUCUGGGGCAUCGACGAGACGGAUGUGGAGGCGUGCUGCUGGAUGAACUACCGGCAGCACCGCGACGCCGAGGAAGCGCUCGACAGCUUCGAGACACCCGAACCGGACCCUCCGGACGAUGACGCCGCGCUCGCUGGAGGAGCGGACGGAGACCUGCGGCGUCUCUGCUUGCACGAGGACGGGCGCAAAGUGGGAUGGUGGCGCGUGUGGCAACCCAAAAUCUGGGCGCUUUUCGAAGACCCUUAUUCUUCCAAAUACGCACGGUACGUGGCGUUCGGCUCGCUGCUCUUCAUCCUCAUCUCCAUCUCGACGUUCUGCAUGGAGACGCACGAGGCGUUCAACACCAUCUACAACCGGACGGAGAACGUGACGGUGGGCAACGUGACGCGUGAAGAGACCUUCUACGAGGUGGUGACGGACAGGUGGCUGAUGUACGUCGAGGGCGUGUGCGUGGUAUGGUUCACCUUUGAAGUGUUCACGCGUGUCAUCUUUUGCCCGGACAAGGCAGAGUUCUUCAAGAGUGCGCUGAACAUCAUCGACUUUGUGGCCAUCCUGCCGUUCUACCUGGAGGUCGGUCUGAGCGGCCUUCCGUUCAAGGCGGCGAAGGACGUGCUGGGCUUUCUGCGCGUCGUGCGAUUUGUCCGUAUCCUGAGAAUCUUCAAGCUCACUCGGCAUUUCGUUGGGCUUCGUGUGCUGGGUCACACGCUUCGCGCCAGCACCAAUGAGUUUCUCCUGCUCAUCAUCUUCCUUGCCCUUGGAGUGCUCAUAUUUGCCACCAUGAUCUACUACGCCGAGCGCAUCGGUGCCAAUCCCGACGACCCCACGGCCAGUCAACACACCAGUUUCAAGAACAUCCCCAUCGGUUUCUGGUGGGCCGUGGUCACCAUGACGACGCUGGGGUAUGGUGACAUGUACCCUCACACGUGGUCAGGCAUGUUGGUUGGCGCUCUGUGCGCCCUGGCUGGCGUGCUCACCAUCGCCAUGCCUGUGCCCGUCAUCGUCAACAACUUCGGCAUGUACUACUCGCUGGCCAUGGCCAAGCAGAAGCUGCCCAAGAAGAAGAAUAAACACAUCCCGCGAGCCCCACAGCCCGGUUCGCCCAACUACUGCAAGCCUGAUGCCCUGGCUAUGGCCACUGCCUCGCCUCAGAGGAUCCUGGGUAACGUUCUGGGCAGGGUCAUGGGCUCAGGCGGACUCACUGGAGACUGUCCUCUAGCGCAGGAGGAGAUCAUAGAAAUAAACAGAGACUCAAAGCAGAACGGUGACGCAUCGAGCGCGGCGCUGGCUAACGAGGACUGUCCCACCAUAGACCAGGUGCUGAGUCCUGACGAGCGCAGUCCGGUGGGGCGAACACGUGAGCGCUACCAGCAGGACCGAGCCUGCUUCCUGCUCAACACGCGCGAGUUCAGGCCCGCAGAAUCUAAUGUCCGGAAAGGUUGUGUCAUAUCACGCGUUUGCCGCCAGUGCAGUGCCAGUAUUUCUUAGGUGUGACUGUAGUGUUAAGUUUCUAGCAUUCACCGAUUCUUUAAAGAAGACACAGUUAGGUGUUGUUUUCUGAGUUUACGGACGAAGGCGCAUCAUCCUGAUGCGACACUUGAGGAAUGUUGGUGUGACGAGAGGAAUUGCCCAGAAAGACACGGAAAAAUGUAAACGUCUGAGGCUGGAUCUUCACACAGUAACCAAAGCAACCUCUUGGAAUUCUGGACCCAUUCCUUGUUCUACCGAAAGAUUUCUUAAUACUGCGAGACACUGGGCAUUCCAAUCUGAUUGGGAGAGAAAAGUGACAAAAAUAUUCCGAACAAAAACAUUCCAUAACGCUUUGUGUCUGCCGUACAAGAUGAAAACACCAGAAGCUCUAACUGCCGUGCUAAUCCGCGGCAUGGAGCUCUGAGUGUGCAUUAUUCUACGUUUGAGAAUGAUGGACCAAGCUAGAUUAAUCAUGUAGCAUCUCUGCUAACCCUUUGUAGCAUUUGUUGGUGGAGAAUCCUCUAACAAUUUUUAGAGACUUUGAUAUUCAUUCAACGGUUUGCACACACUGACUAAUAAUGACUUAGUCACGCACAAACCUUUAUCAUUUUAGCAUUCCGGAAGAACGUGUCGUCAGCAUAUUGUCCUGUGUAGUCGUGGUAUUUUUUAUGUUAUAUGUUUAUUUAUUUUGUAUAGAAACCCCCGUACCUUGUACACGUAUACAUUCCUGUUUCAGUUUUACGACUUGGACUCAUUUUAUGAUAUGGGUUGCUAUUCUGACAUGAGUCUUCCAUUCUUUUCCAUUGGUUCAGAAAAGGCAACUUAUAAUCAUUUAGUCCACCAAACCAAAGCCCUCCACCGAGACCAAAUAAAGUCAGAGAUUGGUUCCUUAGUUAAAGUCUGUAUUGUGAACCAACAAGAUUCUCCCUUUACAUGCACAUAGGUUAUCAGGUGUAGCAGGAGAGCUAAUGCCCUUAAAAGCCUCUGCCAAGCUUAUUAGCAGCAUGGCGGUCUUUCUCUGAGAAGGCCCAUUCGUAAUUCCCUUCCUUGAAUGUCUUUGUUUGAAACUGAUACUUGAUUUUUAAAAAAAUAUAUAAUAAUUUUAGUAGUAGAGCUAAAGCUGCCAUAGUGAAUCCAUGUGAACAUCGUCAACACUUGACUGACACACUGCCACAUCAUCGACGACUGCUCGGACCAAUAACGUGUGCAUGCUAACCUUUUACCUUUUUAGAGAUGAUUUAGGCGUACAGAGGUCUUAAAGGUGGUAUUCUCCCUUUCGCUCUGUCUUUAUGUCCUCCAUCAUGGAAAUUUGUCUUCAAGGAGAUUGGUACUUCCAUUAAAAAAAAAUAAUAAUAAUGGAGGACAAAUGUACAAAGUAGAACAAAUAUAUAUUUUGAUAAGUGGGUGGGAGGAAUAAAAGAAGAGCAGUUGUGCACAAGAAUCACCCAAGGAAACAACAAAACUGCAUCUGGGAAUUGAAAAAAAAAAAAAAAAAAAAAAGACCAA
Ictalurus punctatus (channel catfish) is the source of this 3907-nucleotide messenger RNA. It is a transcript of the gene kcnc3b, whose product is annotated as potassium voltage-gated channel, Shaw-related subfamily, member 3b. Gene Ontology annotation, biological process: protein homooligomerization; potassium ion transmembrane transport. Gene Ontology annotation, molecular function: delayed rectifier potassium channel activity; protein binding. The coding region runs from base 575 to 2419 and encodes 614 amino acids. The transcript is spliced from 7 exons. The record is from RefSeq and is a predicted model, not a curated record. Lineage: Eukaryota; Metazoa; Chordata; Actinopteri; Siluriformes; Ictaluridae. Gene Ontology annotation, cellular component: neuronal cell body membrane; dendrite membrane; axon.